Messenger RNA from Aspergillus fijiensis CBS 313.89, 1768 nucleotides. RefSeq names its product mannitol dehydrogenase family protein. Lineage: Eukaryota; Fungi; Ascomycota; Eurotiomycetes; Eurotiales; Aspergillaceae. Bases 1 to 1512 code for a protein of 503 amino acids. The record is from RefSeq and is a predicted model, not a curated record. The transcript has a single exon. Gene Ontology annotation, molecular function: mannitol dehydrogenase activity.
AUGGCCCCCCUUAAGCUCAGCAACAAGAACCUCUCACAGAUUGCCUCCACUGCCGGCGAGCACCAGGUGCAAGUACCAACCUACCAGCGCGGGGAUGCCGUGAAGGAGGGCAUCGUCCACGUCGGGGUGGGCGGCUUCCACCGCGCCCACCUGGCCGUGUACGUCGACCAGCUGAUGCAGAAGCACGGGGAGAAGAACUACGCCAUCUGCGGCGUGGGACUGCAGCCGUUUGACGCGGCGAUGCGCGACGCCCUGGGGUCGCAGGACCACCUGUACACGGUGAUCGAGCGGUCGGCCAAGGGGAGCUUCGCGCACGUCGUGGGCGCCAUCAACUCGUACCUGUUCGCGCCGGACGACCGCGAGGCGGUCAUCGCCAAGAUGGCGCACCCGGACACGCACAUCGUCUCGCUGACCAUCACCGAGAGCGGCUACUACUACAACGAGAACACGCACGAGCUGCAGAGCGAGCACCCGGACAUCCAGUACGACCUCGACCCGGCCCACGAGACCGCCCCGCGCACCACCUUCGGCUUCCUGUACGCGGCGCUGGCCCGCCGCCACCAGCAGGGCUUGAAGCCGUUCACCGUCAUGUCGUGCGACAACAUGCAGAAGAACGGCUCCAUCACGCGCCACAUGCUCGAGUCGUUCGCGCGGCUGAAGAACCCGACGCUCGCCGAGUGGAUCGCCACGCAGGGCGGCUUCCCCAACGCCAUGGUCGACCGCAUCACCCCGCAGACCUCGGCCGCCGACAAGACGGCGCUCGCCGACAAGUUUGGCAUCGAGGACAGCUGGCCCGUCGUCACCGAGCCGUUCAUGCAGUGGGUCAUCGAGGACCAGUUCGCCGACGGCCGCCCGCCCUUCGAGAAGGUCGGCGUGCAGGUCGUCAAGAACGUCCACGACGUCGAGCAGUUCGAGAAGCACAAGCUGCGCCUGCUGAACGGCAGCCACUCCGCCCUGGGCUACCCGGGCCAGCUGGCAGGCUUCCAGUACGUGCACGAGGUGAUGGAGAACCCGACCUUCAACAAGUUCGUCUGGCAGAUGAUGCAGGACGAGGUGAAGCCCCUGCUGCCCGACAUCCCGGGCGUCGACAUCGACGAGUACUGCCGCACCCUCAUGGGCCGCUUCGAGAACCCCACCAUCAUGGACCAGCUGCCGCGCAUCUGCCUCAACGCCUCCGGCAAGAUCCCCCAGUUCAUCAUGCCCUCCAUCGCCGAGGCCAUCUGGGUCAAGGCCCCGUUCCGCCGCCUUUGCUUCGUCGCCGCCGCCUGGUUCCGCUACGUCAACGGCGUCGACGACGCCGGCAACCGCUUCCCCGUCGACGACCCCAUGCGCGACGAGCUGCAGGCCAAGGCCCGCGCCGGCGGCACCAAGCCCCACGAGCUGCUGAGCAUCAAGACCCUCUUCGGCGACGAUCUGCGCAGCGACGAGCGCUUCCUGAAGCAAAUCACCCAGGCCAUGGAGGAGAUCGACCGUGACGGCAUCCUCAAGACCUUGCCGAAGUAUGUGGACUGAACGAGAAAUUCUUGCAUACCCUUAUAUAUACCUUGGUACUUUAGAAGACGGUGAAAAUGAUUUGAGGGCAUUUAAUUCGGUUAUUUGCAAGCGUUGGCUUUUUAUAUACAUUUUUGGACUCGUGUUGAUACGAUUUCUGCCAUCUGGCUUUCGGAUAUGUGAUGCGUCAUGCGGGAUUGAGUUACGAAAGACGAGCAUAGAAAAAUCUCACCCUUUUGUUUUUUUGUCUCGGUGCAUAGAAGAUAGAGAUAAUGAU